Coregonus clupeaformis (lake whitefish) is the source of this 1254-nucleotide messenger RNA. It is a transcript of the gene esd, whose product is annotated as esterase D/formylglutathione hydrolase. Gene Ontology annotation, biological process: formaldehyde catabolic process. The coding region runs from base 122 to 970 and encodes 282 amino acids. Gene Ontology annotation, molecular function: S-formylglutathione hydrolase activity. Lineage: Eukaryota; Metazoa; Chordata; Actinopteri; Salmoniformes; Salmonidae. The record is from RefSeq and is a predicted model, not a curated record. The transcript has 9 exons. Gene Ontology annotation, cellular component: cytosol.
AAGACGAAGUAUCUCCAUGACGUUUCACGUUGACCCACACGUUGGACUCUACUAGACCCAAGCAGCGGGGACGAAAGUGAAGUUAUUCUCAAUAAUCGUGAUUUAACAAGGUAACCGAACUAUGGCCCUCGCCCAAGUGUCAUCCAACAAGUGCAGUGGCGGCUACCAGAAGGUGUUCGAGCAUGACAGCACUGAGCUGAAGUGUAAAAUGAAAGUCGCUGUCUACCUGCCUCCUAAAGCCGAGAAUGAGAAGUGCCCCGUCUUCUACUGGCUCUCUGGGUUGACAUGCACAGAGCAGAACUUCAUCACCAAGGCUGGCAGUCAGCAGGCGGCUUCUGAGCACGGAAUCAUCAUCGUAGCCCCAGACACCAGCCCACGUGGUUGUAACAUCGAGGGUGAAGAUGAGAGCUGGGACUUUGGCACGGGGGCUGGUUUCUAUGUCAACGCCACCCAGGAGCCCUGGAAGACCAACUACUGCAUGUACACCUAUGUCACUGAGGAGCUCCCUCGUUUGAUCAAUGCUAACUUCCCCACUGACCCAGAGAAGAUGUCCAUCUCCGGCCACUCCAUGGGGGGACAUGGAGCCCUCAUCUGCGCCCUGAAGAACCCUGGAAAAUACAAGGCUGUUUCUGCAUUCGCCCCCAUCUGUAACCCCAUCCAGUGUGCCUGGGGGCAGAAGGCCUUCUCUGGGUACCUAGGAGAAGACAAGAAGACCUGGGAGGCGUAUGACGCCACGGUGCUGGCAGCAUCAUACUCUGGCCCACAGCUGGACAUCCUGAUCGACCAGGGCCGUGAUGACCAGUUCCUGUCGGCCAGCCAGCUGCUUCCUGACAACCUGAUCGCCGCCUGCUCAGAAAAGAAGAUUCCUGUUGUGUUCAGGCUGCAGCCGGGCUACGACCACAGCUACUUCUUCAUCUAUUCCUUCAUCACCGACCACAUCAAGCACCACGCCAAGUUCCUCAAUGCUUAAGACUGACUGCUGGACCAGAACCCAACCAGGCUUUCUCCUCUGUGCCUUCUACUCAAACUGUGCACCUGCUACUGUCCACCUGUCCCAUCCAGAGAGACCUAGUGCCUGGUGAGCUAAAAUUAACCUGAUGCGCCUGUUGAGCUGAAAUGAACACACCUGCUAUGUUGAGUCAAGCUGAGAACAGACAAUAGUGGGGCCAGGAUGUUUGGUGUUAAGAGGAGCUUGCUUGCUAAUCAUGUGGUCACUCCAACUGUAUUUCUUUCAAAAUAAAGGUUCAGUUAUUA